AUAUAGAAAACAAUUAUUCUUCAUGGUAUCGGAGCCUCUUUCCUAAACCCUAAAUUUUUUCGUGCGCAGCUCUCCGUCGCACCAAACCCUAGCGCCGCCUGCCUUCUCCAGCGCCGGCGUCUCUCUCGUCUCCAAGACGUCUCCCAGCAGCGCCACCACCAGUCAUCUCUCGAGUCUCUGCAGCGGCGUUCUUCUCCAAAGCACCAGCCGCCAUCAUGUCCGAGAAGGCAGCCACCCCCGACAAGCCCACCUCCUCCGUCUCUACUCCUCACUUGGCAUUCACCACCAUCUCCAAUGUGAAGCUUCACGUUCCAAUCCUGUUGAGCUUUACGGAACCGAACUACAAAAAGUGGAGUCGUCUUUUUCUCCUAUUGGUUCGUCGCUUCUCCCUUGGGGACUUCCUCACCGGGAAAUCAGUCCCGUCUAGUGCCGACGACACCGAUUGGCAUCAACUUGAUGCACUUCUCCAAGGGUGGAUCGUUUCUACGAUCAACGACGAAGUCUCCGAUCUCGUGAUCUCCUCCACCAACUCGGCCGCGGAACUUUGGCAAUCCAUUCACUCUCUUUUCCAUGACAACAAACCCGCCCGAGCCAUGCAGUUGGAACAUCAAUUCCGGACGACGAAGAAAGGCUCUCUGUCCAUCUCGGUCUAUAGUCAAACCCUCAAGAAUAUCGCCGAUUGGUUGGACGACGUAGAUGCCCUCGUCUCGGAACAACAACUGGUGUUACAAGUCCUUCGAGGGCUGCCGGAUGACAUGCGGGGUCAGACGUCCUUCUUGCAGUUUCAAACACUGCCUCCGACGUUCCUUCAGACCCGAUCAGCCCUCCUCCUCUUGGAGCGUCAAAAAUCAGAAUUGGAGGACGACUCCUCCACUGGCACGGCUCUUCUCUCGUCCGGCAGCUCUGGCGCCCCCUAUCACAGCCUCGCUGGCGGAGGCCGCGGGCAUCACAGCAGCAGCAGCGGCGGCCAGGGACAGCAGCACCAUAGCGGCGGCGGCGGCCGUGGCCGUGGCGGUCACCGCAACCGCGGUCGAGACAUGCUCAACUGCAAGCCCAUCUCCACUCCUGUUGAUACAAAGGCAAAACUUGGGGCUUCAUCUGGCACACCACUUUCAGAUCCCACCUUAUACAGUCCAAACAGAUGCAACCUCUGCAGCCUGGAUGAGCCAUGGACAUUGUUCUGGAUACGUGCACUUCGCCAGCCAAUAAUUGCGACGCUUUGAAGAAGUCUGAUAGUGUCUAUGCUCUGCAAUAUUGCGUAGCGCCACUGCAAAUUGAAGGCUUUUGAAAUCACUGUACCGAUAUCCAAUCUGAAUUUCAGGGAUACGGAACGUUGGUUGUAGUGAGACUUCUUCAACGUGCCUAGGGAUCGGAAAUUCUGG
Messenger RNA from Cuscuta campestris, 1382 nucleotides. The record is from the annotation of a GenBank genome assembly. NCBI's taxonomy places the organism in Eukaryota, Viridiplantae, Streptophyta, Magnoliopsida, Solanales, Convolvulaceae.